CACCAUGCUGUCCACCCGGAGACACAGCGCCAGCAUCCUGACCAGAAAGGAAAUCCUAGAAAAUGGGUUCUUGGCCGGGUCCUCCAACCAUAGCCAUUCUUUUCCUGUUCUGAGUUAUUACAUGGACUCUAGCAGUGCUUCCAAACUGGACACCGGGGAGCUUCCCAUGGACUUGGACAGCACAGCAAGUGGCAGUUCUCUGUGUGUUGUCAAGCAGGUAGAGUCUCUGAGCAGCUGUGUGAAGACUGAGCUGCACAGCCUGACCCAGAGCAUCUCUGACCUCGGUCUCAUCUGCUUCUGCAAGGCCCACCAUGGCCACGCCACUUUUGAGGUGUCUGGUUUGCCAUGGGAGCACCCCAGCAGAGACGGCCGCCUGAUGAAUGUGUCACAGAAGACCUCGACACCUUGCAAACCACUGGAGAGCCUGCUCUUCAAGGGCCCUGGGCUGGUUGGAGAUCUCUCAGCCCUUGGGAAAGUGCCAACACCUAGGUGGGACAUCUCCACAGUAAAAUCCUUUAUGGAUACCAGCACAUCCCUUGACGUAAGCACUGAGGAGUUAUGGUUACUGGGAUGCUCCAAACCAGCCACGUCAUCCCUGGAGACCCCUGUGGUGAUUCCUCUGGCUUGCCCUGGUGCCUUCAAGAAGCACCCUACACUGAUCCACAGCUCUGCCACCCUGCAGACCCAGCUGAGCGAUCCUGACACCGUCCCUGUGUUUCUGCACCGGACUCUGUGAUGCUGCUGCCCUGGCUCCAGCUGGAUCUGCUGGGUGCCUGCACCCUGCUGCAAGGAGCAGAGAUCCACGCUGCCGCACAGAGGACGGAGCCAGCGGCUUGAGUGGUGACGGCGGCACCUGGUGACAAGUUAAAUCUCCCCCCCCCCCCCCCCCCCGGGGUGACUGACUCGGCACUGCUGGUGGGGGAUGUUUGGGCUGGUGAUGGCACCCCCGAGAGCCGCAGCCUUGGCGGCUCCUCCCCCUCCUCCUCGAUCCCUCUCUUUUGU
This is a messenger RNA of Corvus hawaiiensis (hawaiian crow), 1002 nucleotides long. RefSeq lists its product as uncharacterized. The transcript has a single exon. The coding region runs from base 5 to 736 and encodes 243 amino acids. NCBI's taxonomy places the organism in Eukaryota, Metazoa, Chordata, Aves, Passeriformes, Corvidae. The record is from RefSeq and is a predicted model, not a curated record.